Messenger RNA from Pseudogymnoascus destructans, 1846 nucleotides. RefSeq lists its product as uncharacterized. The record is from RefSeq and is a predicted model, not a curated record. Gene Ontology annotation, biological process: amino acid transmembrane transport. Gene Ontology annotation, cellular component: membrane. The transcript is spliced from 4 exons. The coding region runs from base 164 to 1846 and encodes 560 amino acids. Gene Ontology annotation, molecular function: amino acid transmembrane transporter activity. NCBI's taxonomy places the organism in Eukaryota, Fungi, Ascomycota, Leotiomycetes, Thelebolales, Thelebolaceae.
CACCUCCUCUUCCGUCAAAACGUACUUCUGCACAACCUACAGCACCGGACUGCGGCCCCAACCGCGCGCGCCCAUCCACUCGUCAUACAUACCGCCACCUCCCUCUCUAGACGAGGCUGAAGACGGCAGAAAUAAACCCGCAAUCCAACCCGCACGACACGUGAUGUCGCACCACCACCGCUCACCCUCGCCCAUCGCCCUGGCGCCCGCCUCGUCGACGAGUUACACGAGCGACCCCGAGAAGAAGUCUCCGCGCCAUGGCGACGACGGGGAGAAAGGCAGCCUGGGCGGCGAUAUCCUGCCCGCCUACGCCUACGAGGAUGAGAUCGUGCCCAUCAAGGCGGACAAGUUGAACCGGACGCUCACAGCGCGGCAGGUGCAGAUGAUUGCAAUAGGGGGCACGAUCGGUACCGGAUUGUUCCUCGGGACGGGCAAGAGUCUGGCGACGGGCGGGCCGGCGAGCAUGUUGAUCUGUUAUAUUGUUAUUGGGGUGAUUGUGUUUUUGACGAUGUUGGCGCUGGGGGAGAUGGCGAGUUUUAUACCAGUGGCGGGAAGCUUUUGUACUUUUGCGGGGAGGUUUGUGGAUGAUGCGUUUGGGUUCGCUUUGACGUGGAAUUAUUGGUUUAAUGAUGCUGUGAGCACGGCGGCGGAUUUGGUGGCGUUGCAGCUGGUUUGGAGUUAUUGGCAUACGGCGAUGCCAGGAUGGGGAUUGAGUUUGAUUUUCUGGGUGGUGCUCAUCCUCGCCAAUAUCAUUACUGUGAAAGCGUAUGGCGAGCUUGAAUACUGGCUCAGUCUUCUGAAAAUCAUCACAAUUAUCAUCUUCAUCUUCCUCGGCAUCGCCGUCAACGCCGGCGGCAACAUCACCCACCACUACAUCGGUGGCGAAAACUGGCGUCUCCCCGGCGCCCCCUUCGUCGGCGGCAUAGGCGGCUUCGCCUCCGUCUUCGUGACCGCCUCCUUCGCCUACGGCGGCACGGAAUCUAUCGCCAUCACCGCCGGCGAGACGGCGUCCCCGCACAAAAACAUCCCCCGCGUCAUCAAAAACGUCUUCUGGCGCAUCCUCCUCUUCUACGUCAUCUCCAUCCUCCUCAUCGGGCUGGACGUCGCGUAUACCACACCGGGCCUGUCGAGUAAAGAGACGGCGACGUCGCCGUUUACGCUGGUGUUUCAGAUGGUGGGGUCGAAUGUCGCGGGGUCGUUUAUUAAUGCUAUGAUCAUGACCUCUGUGCUUAGCGCGGGGAAUCACGCAUUGUUCGCGGGGACGCGUCUUCUUUACACACUAGCUGUUAAUGGGCACGCCCCCGCUUUCUUUGAGAAGCUGAACCGCAACCGCGUUCCCUGGGUUGCUGUCCUGGCUACGAGUUUGAUCUCCGGCCUCUGCUUCGGUGCCUCCUUCAUUGGCGCGGGCCAGCUGUGGACGUGGCUCCAGAACAUCGUCGGUGUAUCAAACCAGCUAUCCUGGAUCUCCAUCGGCAUCGCCUCCCUCCGCUUCCGCGCCGGCCUCGAAGCGCAGGGAAAGACGCACCUCCUCAACUUCAGGAACUGGACGUACCCCUACGGCCCCUGGUUCGUAGUCAUCGGCUGCAGCUUUCUCGUGCUGGUGCAGGGAUGGAGUUGCUUCAGUCCGAAAUUCAAUGCGGUGGAUUUCGUGAGCUUUUAUAUUGAGUUGCCGGUCAUGCUGAUCAUGUUUGUGGGAUGGAAGGUGGUGAAGAGGACGAGGAUUGUGGGGCUGAAGGAGAUGGAUUUGGUGACGGAUGUGUAUCAUCCGGAGCCAGGGGAGGAGGAUAGGGAUGCGGCGGUGGGGUGGAGGGGGAAGGCGAGGGCGGUUUUGAGGUGGAUUUUCUGA